GCAACCAACGUGCGUGUCGUGUGGCGUUGCCGAGUUCAAACGCUCGUCGCAUUAGUUAGCUACGAGUCGUGUGUAUUAUAGUGACUAGCAUACAAAUAAUUUAUAUUAUUAUGAUUGUGUCGAAAUCUGUUCAUCAUUCCGUUUUUGUGUAAUAAUUUAUAAUUUUACAAAUGUGUCAUUUAAAAUCAAUCUACUAAAAAACAUUGUUUAGUACUACUCUGUGUUUCCAUACAGAUGACAUUUCAUGAUUUUUUAGUGUCAUAGACUUGACGUGAAGUGAAAUAAAUGUGGUCUUUAUCAUAAAAAAAUAUAUUACAUCAAAUUUUUAUUUCUAGUGAAAUUUUUAUUAACGAGUUUUCGUUUUGUAUAUAGAAAAAAAAAAAAUUAUCUGAAUCAAGUAUAUUAUUAAUACAAAGGAUUCAAUAUACCUUUCGUGCAGAAUAAUGUGUUCGUAUAGAAAAAAUAAAACAAUAUUGUGAUGUGAUUUAUGUUUUGUGUAAAUUACGGAUCGUGGCCUCUGGAAAGACACUAGUGGAUUCAACAGUGCAUCAGAAUAGGCCUGUAAGUGAGCACUGUGAAAACCAAAUGUGCGUGAUACAAGUAUUAGCGUCGAAAAAAAAUCUUUUAAAUAUGACUCUGGCUGCGAGGUUGUCUCCACAUAAUCCAUGUCUAAAUGUAGGUGUACCAGGGGUCGGCAUUGCCGCCAGCUGUCCAACCUGCAGGAACGAGUUCCUGCUCAGCCUGGGCCCUAUCACUGGCAAGUGGCCAGUGCACGCCCACACACCUGCCACCUCACCGUUCACUACCCGGCCAGCAUACUCACCACACUCUCCACUUUAUGCCGCCACAUGUUCACCAUUCUACCUGCCACAAUUCAAAGAUGAAAUCAAAAGGCUAAAUGAUACAUUUGAAGUUUUAAACCUGUCAGGAUGGUUCUACGAGCGAUUAGAUUUACAGGGUGCCCAGAAUUUAUUGAAAGAUGCGAGCAUAGGCGCAUUCCUAAUACGGCGGUCUGGCGAUAAGAAUUUUAUUUUCUCCCUCUCAGUACAAACGGAUCGGGGGCCCACAUCGGUUCGGAUACAUUUCGAGGAUGGAUUCUUUAGGUUAGACUGUGAUACAUCAUUAGUAAAGUACAUGCCGCGGUUCAGAUGCGUAGUCGAGAUGGUGCAACACUACAUCCUCGUCGGUGAGAGGGGCGCCGCUGGCACCGUAUGGGUCAACAGGGAGGGCUGCCCACAUUCGCCCGUCCUGCUCACCAGCCCCUUCAGGAAAAACCCGCCGACGUUAAAAGAAGCUGCCCGGCUCGCUAUACAUAAAGCUUUAGACUCAAAUCCCUUGAAGCCAAAACUUUGGUGCGCCCCCAAACAUAGAUUAUUACCUCUACCCCCCACUCUAAUAGACUAUCUCGGUAAAUAUCCAUACUCGAUCUAACACUAGAAUCUGUGUAAUUAUUUAGUCAAUAGCAUCUAAUAUCUGAACGAUGUUUAUAGAUGUAUCUAGUAUAUGAAAUUGAGAAAUGUGUGAGUAAAGGCGUAUAAGUGAAUAAUAGCUAUAUUGUGAGUAUCGUACGCCUGUUAUCAUACUAUUGUAUUUAAUUUGUACAAAUGCAAUAUAUUUACACUGUAUCUAGUACAGGAUGCUAGUAAUAAAGGGCUGGACCUUUUAUUUUUAAUAGCAAACUAACAGACUAUUAAUUUAUAAUAAUUAAUGAAUUGUAUUAUUUAUAAGUAUUCAAUAUGGGACUCAACUAUGGUAUUUAGUGGAAUUUUUACGCAAAUUAUUAUUUCUUUAUAAGUCAAAUCUGUAUCUGUAUAUAGAGAUUUGUGCAAAUAACGCAAGACUGAUCAUGAAUGUCUAUUUGUAAAACUGUUUAACUGUUGAGUGUCGUUCCUUAUUAUGUACUAAGUGCGACAAAAGUGUCGCACUCUGUAUGCGCAGCCGUAAAACAUCGCAGCCCACACUUGACUACUGAUAUUGUUAUUUUAGUAAAUUGUUCACUAAUGCCUAAUCUUGUCCAUCGUGUUAAGAAAUCAUCACACUAUUUUAUAUAAUUAUAUUUCUAUUAAUUUAUUUCUUGGUUAAGCGUAGAUUUACUUGUUCCCUAAAUUGUAGGUAAAAGCUGAUAUUUUUUAUCUUUGUUCCUAUAUUUCUGUUAAGUCUUAAAUCCAUUGACAUUCGAUACCGGGCACCGAUUGUAUCAAUCUGUUAGCUAUAAAAUGAAGUGCCAUCGAACAUUUAGUAAACACAAACGUGAAUUGGCCGCAACAAUCACCCAGUGGAAGUAUUUUUGAGGCUGAACGUGUAAAUAACUUUUGUUUUUGUUUUCUAUUUAUUUCAUUACUUUAGUUAGUUAAGUAAAGAAAUGCUGUCACAUAAAUUGUAACCAUAUAAUGGUUUUUCGGUAUACUAUGUCGUGGUGAGUAGAAGGCAGGUUUGGCUAGUGAUGUUUACUAAUGUAGACUUAAUUGUACCUUAAUAAUCUCAAUUAGAAUGUAUUUAAGUUUCACCAAUUUCAUAUAGGUGUCAAUAUUUACAUCCAUAAAUUAUUAUUUAACCUGCAUUAUGUAAUCACGAGAUAAUGUCGGAUCGUAAUAGUCCUCGUUUAUAUCGCCGAACAUAUAAAAUGUUAUUUAAUUUAAAACAAGAUUAUUUUUAUACAAUUUUGUAAGGGAAAGCACCAACUAAAUAAGUGUGACAUAAUAGAAGGAAACUCGUGUUUCAAUGUUUAUAAAAUAAUGUAUAAAAAGAACUGCAAAUAAUUUAUUAUAAAAAAACAAAAUAUACAAUCUGUCUUGAAAA
Galleria mellonella (greater wax moth) is the source of this 2799-nucleotide messenger RNA. RefSeq names its product suppressor of cytokine signaling 2-like (gene SOCS2-12). The transcript has 4 exons. The record is from RefSeq and is a predicted model, not a curated record. Gene Ontology annotation, cellular component: phosphatidylinositol 3-kinase complex. Gene Ontology annotation, biological process: phosphatidylinositol phosphate biosynthetic process; intracellular signal transduction. Lineage: Eukaryota; Metazoa; Arthropoda; Insecta; Lepidoptera; Pyralidae. The coding region runs from base 586 to 1431 and encodes 281 amino acids. Gene Ontology annotation, molecular function: 1-phosphatidylinositol-3-kinase regulator activity.